Molecule: messenger RNA, 12087 nt
Organism: Caretta caretta (loggerhead turtle)
Lineage: Eukaryota; Metazoa; Chordata; Testudines; Cheloniidae
Biological process (GO): cell adhesion
Molecular function (GO): carbohydrate binding
Source: RefSeq, a predicted model, not a curated record
AUGGCGGUCAAGCGGCGCAGAGGCGGCCGAGGGCGGGCUGAGAACGGCGCGGGCGCUCCGGGCUGGACGGGGGAGCGGGCGGCCGCGGGUCCCGCUCCCGGGGAAGCCUGGGCUUGGGGGUGCCGAGCCGCGCUGGCGCUGCUGCUGCUCGGGGUGGCCGCCGCCGGGGUGGCCCUGCUGGGCUGGCUGCUGGUGCACCAGCUGGGGGCCCUGGAGCAGCUGCGGGAGGCGCUGGGGAAGCUGCGGGGCCGCCUGGCCGAGCUGGAGGCGCUGCGGGAGCAGGAGCAGGGGACGAGAGAGCAGCUGUCUAACACGGCGGAGCUGGAGCGGCGACUCUCUGACCUGGAGCUGGCCCAGAUGCUGUCUAGGCAGAAACUGGAGCGAGCCUCUGCCGCUGCUGAGCGCAUCGGGGCCUCUGACCCCAUCGGCAAGCUUGCCGCCUUCCAGGUGGAAGUGAAGCAGGCCAUCAGUGAGCUGAGAGGAGAGCUCCCCUCCGGGACCGAGCUGGCUGCACUGCAGAGCCAGCUGGAGCAGCUGAGAACCACCGAGCUGGAGAUGCUGAGGCAAGAGGUGGCCGGGCUCUUGGCGUCGGGUUCCAGGCUGGAGCAGAGCGUGGCCUCGUUGACCAGCUCCCUCAGGAGCCUGGAAGAGAACGCUCAGAGCCUGCAAGCCAUGCAGCAGGAAGUGGAGCACGCUAAGGUGGCUGGCGAGAGAUUAGAGAACAGCAUGGGCUCCCUGUCAGCCCAGACCUUCAUCCUGGAGGGAAGCCUCAACCGCACCACACUGCUGGCACAUGGCCUGCAGCUGCAGCUGGAGCAGAACAGCAAGGCUCUGGCUGGGCUACAGGAAGUGGUAGCAAAUCAGAGAGGGAGCGACGGCUCUGAGCCUCGGCAGCUGGAGAAGCUCCGGGUGCAGAUCCAGCAGCUGCAGAUGGAGAGAUCAGCCAUGCAGGAGCGGGUGAACGAGGCGCUGCACAGCAUUGCUGACCAGAGGAGAGAGCUGCAGGGCAGGAUCUCAGAGCUGGAAACUGCUAUUCAUGCUCUUCAGGGCCAUGUGACUCAGGUGGAGCUGGGCAUGGUCAAUCUGAACACACAGCUCUCCACUGCCGUGGAGCAGCAGCUGCAGGGUCUAAAGCUUGGGAUGGCCAAUCUGGAGAGCAGCCUGGGCACCAGCUUGCAGCAAUGUCUCUCAGGAGAAGUACAGACCCGCUGUGAGACUGAGGGCAGCUGUGUGUGGCCGCGAGUCCGCGAGGUCAGCUUCCCGCACCGUGUCCCGACCCAGCCCGUGAUUAUGCUGGGGCUGGUGGGGCUGAGCGCUCAUGGCUCCGUGGGCAUCUCGGUGAGAGCUGUGGACGUCACAGACUCUGGCUUCAAAAUACACAUUGCCAACAUGGGCAACCAGAGCCUGUCCAGCGCGAGGGUGUCUUGGAUGCUGUGUGCAUAGACGGAAACUGUUAUGCAGCCCUUGGAGCAAGCAGCUGGGGCAUUGGGAGCAGGGGUUACUGAGCUGGUGGCAUCUGCUUUACUUGGACACAACCGUGGUUUGCUUUGGUUUUCUUUACAGUAAUUACACCUUACAGGGAUGAUAGGUGUAGAUGGGAUUCCAAUUAAUAGCCCCUCUCUUGGGAGCUGUGUACCCCCAUGGAAUGGCAGGCUGAACAGCCCCAGGCCUUGCUGAAGGCUCCUGGAAAGUGCAACUGACAAGAUCUGUCUUAAACUUUCAAACAUAAGCACCUAAACUGAGCCACCAACUGCGUGCACAUGGGCAACUCUGUGUGUGUGUGUGCGUAUGUAGCCACUCUGCAGCCACAGAUGUGCGGCUUGCUCUCACAAAAAGGUGCACCACAAGGCUGAUUGGGAGGGAAGUUUAGCACCUGAGUCUGUAAAGUUGGCCUGUAAACAUCUUUAUUUAGGGAUUUUUUUGGUUUUAUUAUUUUCAGUAGCAACUGUUGGAAUGUUCUCCUGCUGCCCACGUAGGAUUCUACCCAGUGCUUUGCAUGCCAGAAGUGUUAAAACUUAUGCAGGGAUGAUGCUAAUUGCUGGAUGCAGCCAAACUACUGAAGAUGUGGGACUACCUCUUUAUGUGUGCGUGUUUCCAGUUGAAAUUUCCUGGCUGAGCCAGUUGCUUCUGGCACAGUGUGAGCUUGCCUGUAUGGCAGAGGGUAUUGCAAGUCAGGGCUGCUCAUUCCUCACAGAGCUAUGGCUUCUUCUACUCUGAGCCUUACCCUGGAACAGAUGGACAGUCAUGCUAAGCUUUCUUGUAGCAUUGCAAGGUGGACUAAGCCUUCUCUGGACCUCUGAUCUCCCCCAAGUGAAACACCAGUGCGUUCAGACUGCUUCAGGUGUGCUUGCUUUUCUGUCUAAUUCUGCGGAAGGGAAGCAGCUUUAUUUUAAUGUAUACAACUCUCUCAGGCGGCUUUGCAGGCUACUAAUGGCUUGUCCAGCCUGCUGACCUAAGCACAAUACACCUGCUUCUCUCUUCUCCUUCCUUCCCCUGCCCAUCCCUGGAAGACGCACUGGAGCUCUCAACACAGCAGGCUCCAGGGUGGGAGAGGGGUCUACAAAGCAGGUUAUGGGUCCACCAUGAGACACCUUGCAAAGAUGGGAGGUGUGUGCAAUUCCACCCCCAUAGUCCCAGUUUGGAGGUCUUGUGUCCUGUGGUGGUGGGUACAGAAGGACUCUCGGCUGGUGCUACAUAUGUACCCCAUGGAGAUUUGUAGGUCUCAAAUUGGCAGGGUUGGGGUUGAGCAUAAUGCCUUCUGUGGCUGAAGGUCAGAACACAGAGGCUUCUUCUUGUCAGAAAGAAAAUGGGGGAGUGUUUCCCCAGAUUGUCUCCUCUGUGACUCUAGAGUGGAGCUAUCCGAGCACCCAAUCGAAGUCACUCCAAACCCCCACUCCCACAUCAGCUGGCAAUCUGCCUAAAUUGUCCUCUUCUCCUCCACACGUUCACUCUGCGCUGACUGAAAGGAGGAAGGACAGCCUUGUUAAAGCACAGAACUAGAAUGUUGGAAAUCCAUGUUCAGUUCCUUGCUCUGCCACACGUUGGCAGGUGGCUUUCCCUCUGCGCCUGGACUGUGUAAAGUACCAAGCGAUGCCCGCUGUCUGCAGAAAACCGUAGAGAUUUUUUCCCCCCCCCUAAAAAAGCAAGUUCUACAAACUGAAACACUGUGAUUUGGAAAUGGUGCUGCCCUGCCUCAUGGGAGCUGUGGUUCAGAUGUCUGUUCCCAUUCUCCUCUAUAGACUGCGUGGACUGUGUUUCCCAGAAUGCUCUCUGGUAAAUUACAGUUUUGUGUGGGGAGCAGAGCCUAUAAAAGAGAGGGAAUAUGAAGCUGCAUUUACCAGUCAAAAUAUUUUGGGGUUUGGGUGUAUUUUUGGUGGGGAAAAAUGAAAACUGUGUGUGUGUGUGUACACACACCUAUGUUUCCAACAACCAUCUCUAGCGCCAGUUAUUGUUUCUAAGCUCACUGGGUGCUAUCCGCUCGGACACAUGGCAGAUGCCUUCCCAAAAUGCCUGAGGGGGCCCUCGGGGAUCCAGAACGUUCCAGCGUUGUCUCAUCACCUGAACUGGGCUGACAAGACUGCUGCUGCCCUGGCUCGCCAGGACGCUGGGUGCAGAAAAGCAGGUGGUGGGAGUCGUAUGAUGUGCGGGGAUGGCAAAAUGGAUCUUCAGCCUGUCGGAGGGCAGAGAAAGGUGCCAAAGCAGCCUGUUCCGCUCUGAGCGAGUGGGGGACAUCCAGAACUCGGAGGACAGGCUACAGGACACAACUGAGACUCUGGGGUCUGGGAGCCUGAGCCCCAUGAAACUAAGUGUGUCUCUUGAGAGGUGCCUGCUGCUUCUUCACACCCCUGCUGAUCAUGCGUGUAUUCAGCCCCCCUCAGCAGAAGGUGUGUUGACCGUGCCUGAGGACCCCAAGGGGAGAGGUGGGAUUCUGUGCAAACUAUCUAAUGCCUCCAGAGUCAGACAGGAAACGAUGGGUUUUUCCCCCAGUUGCUACCAUGUACCUAAAGCAGCUCCAGCCUUUCCCCUGUCCAGGGGGAAGCUACCGCUCUCUGGCUGUCCACAGCCGAAGGAGGUGCUGUUGUUCGUUCAUGCCUGAGCGGUAGGAAUUGUGUCUGUGACUCAGCCCCAUGGAGGCCUCGAGGUUUCUGGGCCGUGUGCUUCAGCCUCUGGCAAGGAGCUGGCUGCCAGUUCGGGAGGCCGCAAGUGCUGAAUUGCCAAAGCUGUUUUAGAAACCAAGCAAAGGGCACAAACCAAAACCUGCCCUGGGUGGAUCUCCGUUGGCAGGGCAAUAUUUGGCCUCGUCCCUAGCGUGCCUUGCUCUAAACUGGUUUUCUGCUCAGGUGUGGGCUCGCAUGGCUUCAUGCGAAAUGGAAGUGCUUUCCCUGAAAUGGCAGAGUGCAAAGUAAGACAUCUUCCAAUUUCAAGGCCCCAUUGGCUGCCCUGUGGGAUGGAGGGGAAAAAACCAUGGUGGGUCAGAACAGGGAGUGCUGUAUGCAAACCAUCGAUCCUUCCCUGAGCCCCUCUCCUGCUUUUGGGAGCCUCUGGGACCACGGCCACCCUUCUUGGCAUACUGCCCAUCCUGCCAUAGGGUUCCCCUGCCUGAGGGUGAAGUACUUGAGUCUGUAACAAAACAGCUCUCCCAUUCAGCAGACAUGGAGUUUCCUGUUUCUGGGGAACGUGGAAUCUGGCCUAACGUUAAUUCUGACUAGCUGGACAUUGUCCACGUAUGUAGCCAGGCUCUGAUCAGACCCCUUGCUCCUCUCGUGCUGUCAAGGCCAGUAAAGCCCUUUGCUGAAGCUUUUCUGCAGGUACCGAAUAAAAAGUAGGAAAGCCAAGAGUGGGGUAAGUCUGGUGUAGCUUUAAAACCCUGCUCUCCUAGGCCCCCAAGAAACUAAACGGUUGGUGGUUCUUGUGCCAGGCUGGGUGUGGAGACACUCUCUGGUGUUUGGAUUGUGACCCAUUUCCAUUUAGCCUGGGUCAGUAAAAACUAAUAUAGGGGUUCUGCUUGCACCCAUACAAGCCAGCUUUAAACUGAUGCCAGUGCCUACGCCCCCACAGUCUUCCACCAGUUUAACCCUAAUUAAUCAGUGAAUUCAAGUCCUGUGCCAUGGGAGCUGCUGCUGCGUGUACAUCAGAUUCCUCUCUUUUUCUGAGCCAGUUUUUAGCUUGUGCUUGCCAUUGGCUUUCUCUCCACUUAUGUGGCUGCAAACGGGGCCUGAGACAGGUUUAGGGCUGAAGGCAGCCAGCCAAACAUCUUACAGUUGCCCAGCCAAGUGAAGGGCUAGGCUGCUUAGUGUGGGCCUGAUUCUGAUCUCGUUCUGCUUGUAUGCCAGGAACUCUGUUGUCCUUAGUGAGGGUGCUCCUGAUUUAAAGGGGUGUGAGAGGAGAAUUGACACAUGCCUAGGUUCUCAUCAUGGCAGGACUGCUGGAAGGGCCUAGUACCUAUAUGUUUCUGUAUUGAGUCAGGCCUUAUACAGGAGCAGGCUGAACGUGGCUGUCUUACUGAGUGCGGAAAUGGGUUGCUGUCCUACUGCUGUGUACCCAUGGCGCAAAGCUGAGCUCAGCGUUGAUAACCCCACCAAUUGUUGGGCCAGCAAACUGCUUCUCUUCUCAAAUAACUGCCUGCAUGCUGCGUCGCCCUUCCAGCCCUGCGCGGAUUCAAAAUUUGUAUCCGCCUCCAACCUGCAAAAAAUGAUCCGUGGAUACCUGCAUCUGCGGCUAUAAAGCGGAUAUUUUCAGGGCUUUAGAUACCACAUUUGGAUCCUCAUCCAUCCGCGAUGGGCAAAAAGGGUCCUUGGAUAUCUGCGGAUGUAAAGUGGAUAGCCACCGAUUUGCAGGGCUCUAGUCACCUUCAACUUGCAUUGCUCCAUCUGCCCCAAAAGGCUGCCAGUCCCGAUCCCUGCCGGGUAACAGUGCUAACCUGCUUCUUCACUCCCACUGCAAACUCGAUCCCUUCCUACCAUGUGUAACUCAGGUAGCAGGUGAACUUUUAGCUUUUCAGAAUAAGCCCUGCUGGAUUCAGAAAUGCAAGAACAACACCACUUCUUCCAAGGAGGAGACACCUCCACAAAUCAACCUUCCAGCUGUUCCUCUCAUCUGGAAAGGAUUUGCACAUGGUCCUUGGCUGGCUCAGUGAUGUUUGCUAGGUGGAUAGAGCUGUGCAAGCAAUUCCCGUGCCACAAAUGUUAAGUACUGUAGCAUUUCUGUAAUCUGUGCCCACAUGUGAACAGGCCGUGUGCCUGCUUUUCAGUGGAUCUGGGGGUGAGAUCUGUUGUCAGGCCAUCAUCCCCUUUAAAAUAAGGGGUGACUAGGCACUGUGCUAUAGAGAAGGGAAGCUAGAUGACAGCUGUCAAGUGGAACUAACAAAGGGCAUCUCGUGCUGGGUUUUUAUUGAUUUGCAUCCAUGCGACAUUGAAGCACACCCUAAUCUGCGAUGGCUCACCUAGCUCUUGGGCCAAGUGACUGAUGAUUUGUUUGUGCAAUGGUGGUGGACUCUAGGGACUAGUUUUCUUCUCACUGCGAGGAAUGAGGGAAGGGACUGUAGAUCAUGCGGGGGAGCCUCAGCUGGGGUUACGACCCCUCCUUCAGCUGGGCAUAGCUGGCGAAGCUGGUGUUGCUCACAGUCUCCUGAGCCCUCUUCUAGACAACAGGGUGAUGGGUGCAUUAUCAACAUCUGAUAACAGGAGCAAAAGCCCUUGUUACUUAUCCCAGGGUUGCCUGCAUGAGGAAUUAACAGUCAGGUAGCCGCUUCCUGGACAUGAGCUAUGCCAGUUCUGGCAGCCCCAGACUUUGGUCACUUCCAGGGGGAAGAGCGGAUGGUGCUGAGCUGAUAAGCAGCCAGCUAAAGCCUGACCUGCCGCUCAAGCAGGAAAGUGGGAGAAGUAGCAGUACAGAUUAGCGUCCCUGUGUCCCUCCACCCCCAUAGCUGGUUAGAGUGCUGACAGGCCCUAGCUUUCUGCUGGUGGAAGCUGGAAGUGUGAUGUGUCUCCCUGAGCCUGCUGGGCUGGGAGUUAGAUGCUAUUAGUUUUCAAAGCGGCAACCCAGCACCUGCUGCCCAAGCUGUCCCCUGAGGAAACCCAAACUCCCCCCACUCCAGUCCCUGCUAGCCGUAUGCACGUCCCAUACACCGAGGAUUAGUGUUGCCUCUUGGUAGAUCUGGGGUAAUGUCUUUCUCUGCUGGACAUGGCAGGGGAAGGUUGUGUUGUAAAUGAAUAAAUCUCAACGAGCACCUUGCCCAGUGUACAGGCGGCUCCGAGCAUGGGUCUCAAUGUCUUGGAGAGAACAGCAGCUCUGCUGGAAGACCCCAGACAUAGUCCCAUUCAAAGCAAAGCCUUGCCAUGUCCCAGGAGUCCUUAAUGGAAGGUGUGAAUUCUAGGAACAGAGCCAAGAGCCUGAUUGGCUUAUAGCGUGUAACUGCCUCUGCCUGUUUAAUAAGGAAUGUGAAUUUCAAGAACAUAGAGAUGAAGGGCCUGGUGGCAUCCAAAACCAUGCGGCUGGAAUUGCCAGGGACACCAGCAGUCCAGAGCUAGGCACUUAAGAGUUCCCUUCUUUGCAGUGAAGGACCCCAAUCCUGCCUAUCCCUCGCCUCCCAUACAUUGUCGUCUUCAAAAAUUUCCACUCCUUCCAACCUACUGCCCAUGGAGAUCAGCACCCCACGGUGCCAGGGGCUGUACAUACAGCUGGGGAGAGCCUCUCCCUGCUCUGAAGAUCUAACCCAAAGAGUGGGAUGGGAGGCAGGCACAGAGAGGCAGUGAUUUUCCCCCAGGUCACCCAGGAGCAGAGCUGGAACUAAAAGCCACAUCUUGUGAGGCCCAGUCCAUUGCUGGGAGCCAAUCUGGAGGGUGUUUCUGACUGGAGGGGGCUGUAGGCCUUCAGAGUGAGAGAUGCUUGUAUCUUUUCCCCUGGGCUCUGAGCAUCUACAGCUUUCCAGCCUUCCUCUGCCAAGUCCUCUCUCUGCACCCACUGUGAGCUGCUCCUUAGAGAUGAACUGGAGGAAUAGCCAGGUCACCUCCCCCACUGGACUGCUGGGUUCUCUGGGGCAUCAUGGAGUCCUGGCUCACCCCUACUCCUAGGGUCUGUGCACCAGCCUAGGACACCCUCCAUCCAUCCUUUCAGUUAACAGAAGGAAGCGGUGAGACCACACUGGUGCCCCACAUGGGAGCGCAGGCUGCUCUGUGGACAGAUCCACGUAUCUCCUCUUACCCUCUCCUCUGCCUCCCUGCUGAAUCACAGCCUCUGUGGGAGAUGGGCAGAGGGCCCAGAACCAUGUCGCCAAAAUGCCCUGAGUUCGAGAGUUCCGGGUAAGUGGGAGCGAGAUGCAGACUAGGCCUGUGUUGAACCAAAGUCAAAGCCAAACCCACCAGUUUUGGCAAACAUUGGUAGUUUGGGUUUUGCAGUCUCCCCUCCAACCCCUUAUGCUCUUCCUGGCUCUGUCCCUCACUCCACAGAGAUGCCUUCGUUCCAUCCCUUGUGCUACAGAUGCUCCCUCUGUUGCCCUCUCCAGGCAUUUACCUGCCAAAAUUCCUGCGCUCCCUGGCAUGACUGAUCCCUUCAUCUUCCUGCUCUGGGAGCUGGCAGGAUUCGCCCUUCUAAGGGGCUCCCUAGGGGCACCUGGCUACUAGGCUCACUGCAAAACCCCUUGCUAGGCUGAUCUGGCCACCCAUCCGAGAACCUGCUGCCACUUCAUUCCGGCCUGCCUGGGCGUGGUGAUCAGCGGCCUUUGUUCCUGCCGUCGGCAUGGCCAUGGGGCCAAAGGUAGCAGUGAAGCCUAAUUUACAGGCAGCUCAGAACGCAGGUGGGGCAGAACAAAACGUGUUGGCACAGAUGGGGCGAUGUUCAGAGAGCUGCUUUCACACGGCUUAUCGAGCGAUGCCUGGAAGCUGCAGCAACUCACUAGCUUAAUAACAUCAGCACGGGACGAAGCUGCCUUUAAUGUAGGGACACACGUUUGUGGGCAGGGAGCUUUUCUAUUAAUUCUGCAGCAAACCAAGCAAAUCACGGAGCUGGGCACCUGGGCUCAGAAAUGGGGAGGGGCGUGGAUGAGGCAGUGCUUGGGUUCCUGUGCCAGGGCACCUGAGAGAGAAGGGUGGGGCGUUGCCCCUCCAGGAAUGCUGGCAGAGAAUGUGACACACAAGGCAGACCCCAGGGAAUCUCCACUGUGAUGAAGAAACAGGACAGCCUGAGGUUGAUUCCGCAGCACCUUCCAGGCACCACAAAAACCCAUUCUGACGAAUGUCCAGUGUAUUCCUAGACCUAUUGCGUGGCAAUCUUCAGGCAAGAUGGAAACAACGCGGCGCUGAUAGUACCGAUUGCAAAACUCCAUGCACAAGGCGAGCUCAGCAUGCCAGCCGGAACUGAUCAAACCACCACGUGCAGACACAACGCAGGCUCAGCUCUGCUGAAUGUGGGGAGCAACUCAAAAAGCAAUGGCACUCACUGACUCUAGCUACCAAGGGAGCUCAGCUCUGGCUACUGUGCCAGGUGCCCCUCUGCUGAUUGCAUAACCUCUCGGGUGUGAGCAAAGCAGGAACAGCGAUGGCCUCUCUUGGAAAAGUCCUUCCCGUCCCCUGUACUCAGCGGGAAGAGAUCAGGGAGGGGGUUGCCUCCUGCUGUCCUAGGGGGAGACUGAGUUGGCCAGGUCUGUGUUGAGACCCCCAAGAAGUUGCUUGCAUUUCCUGUGCAAUGGAGGCAGGAUGGUGCCCCAGAUGGCUGUUCCAGUAGAGUGGUUGCAGAUGGUCAGACUCUUCUGAAUGCAGGGGAGGGUUGGUAGGAGCCUGGGGCACUUUGGACCAGCAGGAGUGGCUCACCACCUGUCAAGCCAUAUCCCACCAUGUGAGCUGCUCAGGGACUGGGGCGGUGGGGUGGGGUUGGUUAUCGUAGCUGCCAUGCUGGUGGCUAGCCAUGGGAGUCCUUCAGAAGGGUCAGACAGCGGAGUGCGUUCCCUUUAGCCAGAGCUUCUGUGGCCUUGAAAUUUCACCUGUUACUUCCCAGUGUUCAGAAAAUAGCCCAGUAACAUGGCUUUGGCCACCUUGAAGUAUACCCCCUGCCUCUCAUGAAGUGCUGUGUAGGGUAAGCCAGUGCUCUAUCCCACAGCAGAGCUGGGUUUAAUUCCCACGGGUGGACUCCCACCACCCCUUCUCUCUGGCCUUACAACUCUGGCUAAUGCACUGCAGGGAACUCUGGGAAAGGGAAGCUAAUAGACCUUUUUCUUUGCUCAUUUCUGUGAUUCAGCUGCAAGUCCCAGGAUAUAAGGUAAGGAGUGUACAUGGGACUAACCCUCCCAUCCUACCCAGGCCUUCAGCAGUGAAGGGAACUGGUUGAAGAAAAUUCAACAGUUUUGUGUUCCCUUAACUUGUUCCUAACGCUGAACCCCAGUUGAGUUCUUCUGUCAUCAGCAGAACCAGUCAUUCCCAACACUCACUGAACACUUAAGGUCAGGUUUAGAUGAGUCUUUUCACAUACCCAAGGCUACAAUUCAUCUCUCUUAUUUUGGAGGAUUUUGCUGUGUAUGAUGGGCUGACACUCUCGUAAAGGGUUCUGGGUAAGGAAGCGCUCUAUAAAACUCCCUGGCUUUCAACUGGUUAUCAGAGUUGCUGAAGAAAGGAUCAUUGAGGAAAGUUUUCAGAGUAGCAGACGUGUUAGUCUGUAUCUGCAAAAAGAAAAGGAGUACUUGUGGCACCUUAGAGAUGAACAAAUUUAUUUGAGCAUAAGCUUUCGUGAGCUACAACUCACUUGAAACACGAGCUCCACGAUCUUGGUUUAGAGAUGGGAACGAUCACAUGGGUUCUCUGGUGUGUUCUCUGGGUCAGGGAUUCCCAGAUGUGUCCAUAGCCUAACCUACAACUUAGUGAAUGGUUUGGACCCUUCCUCUCCCUUACCAAUCAGUCUCCCUCCUGAUCGCGUGGACCCUCUCCCUUCCCACCUACAGUCCCAUAGGGUCCCUCAAGCCAGGGCAGCAGUUGCUGACCUGGAUAAGUGAAGCUUGGAGAGGAUUUAAUGUAUCUGAAGGGUCUUUGAUGCAAUGAAAGCAGCUGGAGGUGAGGCGGAGACAGCACUGUGGGACUAGCCAGCUCUCCGCAGAUCACCAGCAAGGGUUCCAUGGACUGGUUAGGGAACGACUGCCCUAGGGGCCAGUGCAAGAAGGUUUCCUACCGCACGUUCUCCUACACAUUCUCCUACCAGCACAUCGUGUGCGAGUCUGUUCCUUGCUCUGUAGAUCUUGCUGCUUCAACAGCAAACGUUUCCUGUGCUCAGUGUCAUUCCAGCUAGACAGACCUUGCUCCAUCCACCUUCUCUGGACCAUCUGAAACCAUUCCUCUCCCUCGUUGGCAAGGGCUGGCCCUAAAAGUCUGGGUGCUCCAAGAGACACUGUUAUCGUGUCAUAGAAUAUCAGGGCUGGAAGGGAUCUCAGGAGGUCAUCUAGUCCAACCCCCUGCUCAAAGCAGGACCAGUCCCCAACUUUUGCCCCAGAUCCCUAAAUGGCCCCUUCAAGGAUUGAACUCACAACCCUGGGUUUAGCAGGCCAAGGCUCAAACCACUGAACUAUCCCUCCCACUGUUGGGUCAGGGGGAGAGGGGUUCUCACAGGAAGAGAAAACUAGGGUCUGAUUGCACUUCAUGGGAGAGCUGCCAAUACAAAUCUCACCUGCCCUUGUGCAUUGGAAAGCCAAGACAUUGCACUGACCUGUCCGUGUGGGGGAGCUGGGGCUCUGUCCCUGGGCCUUGUACACACCGUUAUAGAAGCACGGCCAGUGUGUGACGUGAGUAGAGACUCAGCUGGUGGUAGCUGGAGCACAUUCUACUUCGGCAGUUGCCCCUCUCUGUCCCUUCCUGCCCCCAUCGUGUCUCAGUCACGAGGCGCUGGGGUGGGAGAGUGGCACAGGAACCAGAGCAGGAUGAAGGGAGCGGAGCAGGGCCGAGAAUCUGCCCCCGUGUGUUUUAAGAGCUCCGGGAACUUUGCUUGCAGGGAGAUUUUAUUUUUCUCUGUACUGCGUGUUUCACAGUCACUCUGCAUGCAGAUGAUCCGGCUCAUGGAAAACCAAAGCCUCUUGAGGCUGAGACCUUCUAUUUCUCCACCAAACGCUGUGGC